Molecule: messenger RNA, 1500 nt
Organism: Chenopodium quinoa (quinoa)
Lineage: Eukaryota; Viridiplantae; Streptophyta; Magnoliopsida; Caryophyllales; Amaranthaceae
Product: universal stress protein A-like protein
Exons: 4
Coding region: 298-816 (172 amino acids)
Source: RefSeq, a predicted model, not a curated record
UAAAGAGGGAAUGAGUACGAAACAAAAACAGUAAAGAUACUCCGUAUGAAUGUACGUUAACACAUAGCAGAUUAGCAGGAGUCUGAAAUGUGGUACACGUGUUAGGUGUAGGGCCAUUUGCAUGAGCUGCCCAUUGUAUUUCCCUGAAUACUAUGUUCUCUUAACUCAUCUUCCCUUAUAUACAGCCCUAAAUCAAUCCAACAAAAACAAUUUGUCUUGAUCCACUUUCCAAAUAAUUACUCUCAAACAAAAAUUAAAAAAACCAUUCUAAAUAAUAAAAACAUACCGAAGAAAAAAAUGAAGGUGAUGAUAGCACUUGAUGAAAGUAAAGGGAGUUUUUACGCUCUAAACUGGGUGUUAUCCAAUGUUUUGAAGCCUGUUAUUUCAACUGAAAAUGAAGAAAGGGAGAAUUUGGUGUACUUGGUUCAUGUCAACCUUCCUUUCCAAACUUAUGUCUAUCCUGCCGGACCUGUUGUUUAUACGACAACUUCGGUCUUAGAAUCUGUUAAGCACGCACAAGAGCAAAUAUCGGCAGGUAUAUUCGCUCGCGCUAUGAAAAGCUGUAAGGAUUUGAAGAUUAAAGCAGAAGCAUUGACUAUGCGUGGUGAACCAAAGGAAGUACUUUGUCAAGUUGCUGAGCAGAAGCAAGUUGACCUGUUGGUUGUAGGUAGUCGCGGUCUUGGCGUGCUGAAAAGGGCCUUCCUGGGAAGCGUUAGUGAUUAUUGUACGCACCAUGCACAUUGUCCUGUGCUGAUUGUAAAGCCGCCUAAGGAUUUCAUAAACAAUGAAGAAUUCCCCCAAAAAACAGCCGCCUAAGACGACGAAGAAACUCUAAUAUACAAGAAAUAUAGUUAUUAUUUGCUUGUAUCUUUUCUUGGAUAUGCAAGAGAACACUGUCUCAUACUCUGAAUUGUGUGUGUAGUUUUUUCUAUUGUUGGACAAAUAUAGGCUACAAGUCAUAUGAAUUUUCUCUUUAUAUAAUACUUACAGUCGUAGAUAUUUAUAGGGUUUGUUCACAGUGCUGUUUAAGCCCUAUAAUAUAGGCUACAAGUCAUAUGAAUGUUUCCAUUGUUGGACAAAUGGACAACCAUAUUUGUUUGGCAUUGCUUCUUUUUGGGGUUUGGUUUUUGUGUGUGGGUUUUCUCUAAUUUUAUUUUUUUUUUUUUUUUUUUUUUUUUUUUUUUUGAAGAAUUGUAGUUUGGUAAGGUUUUUUUUUUUUUUUUUUUUAAUUGUGAUUUGGUAAUUAAAAAGGGUGUGACUUGAGAUUUUUCUAUUUUUAUUGAUAGAAAUGCGAGUUUAGUAAUUUAAAUAAAUUAAAGGGUCACAAAAAUUAAAUGAUUUGGAUGCAUUCUAUUUACCUACUCGUAUAAUUAAUUAAUUUAAUUUAUGGAACAAUUGAGAAAAUAAAAAUAAAAUAAAGUGAGCAUAUAAUAGCAAAUUAAAUUAUCAUACAUAUGGUGGUACAAAUUGAAGGAGUUAUGUCUUCGCCGUGUGCAAUUA